AGUCGAUUUUUUAACGCCAAGAUGGGAGCUAGCAGAAGCGCUUGUAUGAGUGUGCUCCUCAAGUGGCUGAUCCUCUACGGAAUCGAGCAUUCCGUCGUGACUGGAGCCCGGUACAAUAGCAUUAACAGUAUGACUCGAAUGCAAAUGCAGGGUGGAGCCAAGCCGGAUACCAGAGAGGAGCACAUGGCCCGCCAACUGAUGGCCUCGGACAUGCAAAAGUACAUGAACCAAAGCGCCGAUCCCUGCACGGAUUUCUUCGAGUACGCCUGCGGUCACUGGGGAGACUACCAGAAGCGGCAGCUGCGUCUUGGGGAGCUGUACACCGCCCAGCAAGUAAUGGAGACCAGGAUCUCGGACCAGUUGCAGCAGCUGCUCACACAACCACUGCCGCCGCAGCGUCACCCAAACGGCUACAGUGAACCCAGUAUGGCGAAUGUGAGGAAAGCUCGAGCCUUCUAUGAAUCCUGCGUGGCCGUAGAGGCGAAUGCUGGAGAAAGGCGUCGCUUUCUCACGAAGAUUCUGAAAGAGAAUGGCGGACUGCGCAAUGUUCCAAACUCCAACUGGCAGCAGAACCGCCAUUGGGUUCAUACUCUGGCUGAUGUGAAGAGGAGAUACGGAUUGGACAUUCUGCUGGGACUGGAAAUCGAUCUGAACCUGCAGAAUAUGCAGGGGAAUAGCAUAUAUUUCGGAGAGCCCAAGCUCACGCUAAUUCCCGAGGAGCACUGCAAUGCGGUGACCGCCAAGGGGGCACAAGUGACGGACGAGGUCUACAAGCGGGUCCAACAGCAGGUGGCUGAGAACAUACGGGAUUGGUUCGGGGUGGACACAGGAGAGGCUGACCGCUUUGCCAGAGACAUUGUGCGUUUCGAAUUUCAACUCUGCAAGAGAUUGAGGGAGCAGGAUAUUCAAAUGUCCGAGGAGGAGUUUCCGCCGCCCAUUGCCGGCCAAAUUUUAGGAGCUCGCUCGCGAACAGGCCAGAAUCGAUUACACCGCCAAAGGGGAGGGACGAAUCUCAACGAACUGACCAAUGAAAUGGGGAAUGUGUUGGACUUUAAGAUGUUUGUAGAGCUAGUCCUGGAGAAUCCAUAUGCGAAUUCAGUAUACCUGCGUUCCCCGGAAUACAUAAAGCAUUUGAUACAAACAGUGAAGAUCACCAACCGACUGACUAUUGGUGGCUACAUUAUAUACGUAGCACUCAACGAACUCAACCAGCCUCCGGAGGAACCUCCUUCACAGCGCGCUCGCCAGUGCGCCCAAAUAACGCAGCGCCUCUUUCCCCAAGUUCUGGGCGAGAUGUUCCAGCGCCAGGUGCAGCGAGAUAAUGCCAAACAUGAUCUGGACGCAGUUUUUCGCGAUGUAAUCAAGGCACUCGAGCAGCAGAUGCGUGUGGAAUGGCUGGACGAGAACGAUCGAAGGGCGGUGAGGACCAGACUCUCCCAGUAUCGCGCCCUGCUUCCGGACUACCAGAGUUUGGACCUCUCCGACUUGCAGUUUCAGAAACAGGACGACUACUGGCGUCGCUUGGAGAUUGUGCUCAAAUAUCGCUCCAGACGGCAGUUUGAAAGCUUAAACGGUAACGAUUUUGGCCAGGACUUGCAUGGCAUCCUGGAUGCCUUCGAGGUGCGGACAGCGUUGGCUCCCCGCCAGCAGGCAGUUCUAGUUGGAUGGGGACUCCUCCAACCUCCCUACUACAAUUACUACUAUCCCAGGGCGCUGAAAUACGCCUUGUUGGGUCAGCGUUUGGCCAGUGCCUUGGUCCAGGCUUUCGACGACGAGGGAUGGAACCGUCACCCACAAGCCACCUCCCCGUGGAAUGAGCUGACCAUGGCGGGAUAUCGGAACGUCAGCGAAUGCCAGCGGGCUCAGUACAGUAGCUAUUUGUACAAUGAACCAGGAGAGUUCCGGAAUGUCACAAGGCUUAGGGAAAUCAUAGCCGAGAGCAGUGGUCUCAACAUUGCCUUCAAGGCCUAUUUGGAGUGGCUGGAGCUGCAGGACUACAGGCUGGGUCCCCUUCUCCAAAAGGAAACUCUUCCCCAGCUGAACUUCAGCAACACGCAGCUCUUCUUUCUCUACUUUGCACAGUCACGGUGCUGGGCGAAGGACAACCAGGAAGGCAUCCUGGACUCGAUGCCUCUGAUGCAACACACACCGGAGCGUUGGGACGUGAAUGGACCACUGAGCAACAAUGCGGAGUUCGGACGAGAGUUUGGUUGUGCUCUGGGCACGCCGAUGAAUAGCGGAGACAAGUGCUUGGUUUACUGAUGCCAAUGAAAAAAAAAAAAACUAGAAAAUAAAUAUGAUACAACUGGA
Molecule: messenger RNA, 2310 nt
Organism: Drosophila kikkawai
Lineage: Eukaryota; Metazoa; Arthropoda; Insecta; Diptera; Drosophilidae
Gene: Nepl13
Product: Neprilysin-like 13
Biological process (GO): proteolysis
Cellular component (GO): plasma membrane
Molecular function (GO): metalloendopeptidase activity
Source: RefSeq, a predicted model, not a curated record